AGGCGCUCAGAGAGAGGCGACAGCGCAGUGCCGUUCAUCUCAGGCUUCAUGCCACAAUGACACACAUCCCACGAAUAUUUCAGCAGAAAAGGAGUCAGUAUAAGAGCACAAGGUCAAUGUGAAAGCUGUAUUUUUGAAAGAGAAUGUAUCUAUCAGGCUGGAAAGAGGUCUCCAGCCACACAGUGAGCUGCUCUGCCAUUUGAAGCUCUCUCUAUGGUGCAAAGUGACUCUGUGGCCAUGGGGAAUGGGUCAAUCAAAGCCCCUCGGCUGGAGGAGACAUGCUUGGCCUCAGGUAUUAAAGAGUCACCGGUGUGGGAGUCAUCGGAACAGUUGAGGCUGAGGAUAGCGUGGCUCGAGGAGGAGCUUACCCGCCGAGACCAUGAGCUAAGAGCCCAGGAGCUUAAGCUGCAGGCUCUACAGAGGGAGCUCGAGGCCAAAGUGUCUCAGAUUGACAAACUUCAGGAUGCCAUCGGCUACAACCGCCUGGGUCGCUCUCCACCAGCAAGACCCAGUCACAGGCUGCUCAGUGUCAUUAAUCAGGGCUCAACACGCUUCCAUAGGGUGGCUGUAGAGGUUCACCGCCGACUCAAAGCCAAGGAGGGGGUUUCUGCUGAGCCUACAUCUGGAAAAUUCUACAGUGGCCACAGGGUCCAUCAUGUGUCUACAGAGAGAACACGCAUCCGUAAAGACUCAAGCACCAAGAGACUGAUCAAUGAGGCCAUCAUGAACAAUGACUUUCUGAAGAAGUUGGAGCCUCAACACACAAGAGAAAUGGUGGAAUGCAUGUAUGAGAAAAUCUUUACUGCCAAUCAGCUGGUGAUCCAAGAAGGAGAGCCCGGGAACUACCUCUAUGUGCUUGCAGAGGGCUUUUUAGAGGUGAUGCAAAAUGGGAAGCUCCUGGGGCAGAUGCGGCCUGGAACAGCUUUUGGAGAGUUGGCCAUCCUCUACAACUGCAAGAGGACUGCCACUGUUAAAGCUGUGACACAGUCCCACAUCUGGGCUCUGGACCGGCAGAUGUUUCAGAGCAUCAUGAUGAGAUCCACUCAGGCCAGACAUGCAGAGUACUUCAGCUUCCUGCGCAGUGUGUCUUUACUGAAGGACUUGCCAGAGGAGAAACUUGCCAAAAUUGUUGACUGUCUGGAAAUUGAGUAUUUUGACAAAGGGGAGUACAUUAUUCGUGAGGGUGAGGAAGGAAACACUUUCUUCAUUAUAGCUAAAGGAGAGGUUUUAGUAACUCAGAGCACAGAGGGCUUUCCUGAACCACAGGAGAUUAAGACCUUGGGAGUAGGUGAUUACUUUGGAGAAAAAGCUCUCAUAAGUGAGGAUGUUCGGUCAGCUAACAUCAUUGCAAAGGAGAAUGACACCCAGUGUUUAGUGGUGGACAGAGAUAACUUUAAUCAGAUGGUGGGCACUUAUGAGGAGCUGCAGGCAUAUCUACGGGAGUACGUGGCGCAGCUGUCUAUAAGUGAUGAGAGGAGAAAUGCAAUAACACAAUCUCCUCUGCGUGAGCGAGGCACAGAGGUGGCUGAGCUGCGUAAUCUGCGGGAGAAAGCCGCACGACUGUCCAGUAGCUCUUUCUUACACAAGCUGCAUAUUGUGGCUACACUAGGCAUGGGAGGCUUUGGCAGAGUAGAGCUGGUCAAGCUCAAAGAUGAAGAUACAGCUUUUGCUUUGAAGUGCAUUAAGAAGAAGCAUAUUGUUGACACUAAGCAGCAGGACCAUAUCUACUCUGAGAAGAACAUUUUGCAAAUGACUAACUGCAAUUUUAUUGUCAGAUUGUUUCGGACUUUUCGGGAUAAUAAAUAUGUGUAUAUGCUGCUCGAGGUCUGUCUGGGUGGAGAGUUGUGGAGCAUUCUAAGGGACAUGGGUUUCUUUGAGGAGGCCACUGCACGAUUCUGUAUUGGUUGUGUGCUGGAGGCCUUUGAUUACCUACAUGGAAUGGGUGUUGUGUACCGAGACCUAAAGCCAGAGAAUCUACUUCUGGAUACAGAGGGAUAUAUCAAAAUGACUGAUUUUGGCUUUGCUAAAAGAAUUGGUUUGGGAAAGAAAACAUGGACUUUCUGUGGAACUCCAGAGUAUGUGGCCCCUGAGGUCAUCAUGAAUAAAGGUCAUGACUUUGGAGCUGACUGCUGGUCCUUGGGGAUCCUCAUUUUUGAACUCCUAACUGGCAGCCCUCCUUUCGUCGGAUCCGAUCCUAUUAAGAUCUACACAAUGGUGCUGCAUGGCAUAGAGAAGGUGGACUUUCCCAAGAGGAUCAGCAAGCGCCCAGAGGAUUUGGUCAGGAGGCUCUGCAGGCUCAAUCCUGCAGAACGACUUGGCAAUAAGAAAAAUGGCGUCAUUGACAUCAAGAAACACAAGUGGUUUCAGGGCUUCAAUUGGGAGGGACUGAGACGACGAAAGCUGACAUCUCCACUGAAGAGAGAGCUAAAGGGGCCUCUGGAUCAUAGUCACUUUGACAUGUUUCCGCCCGAGCUGGAGGAACCUCCUGAUGAACUUUCUGGGUGGGAUAAGGACUUCUGAGAGUCUGCUGUUUGAUUUUAACAUGACUAAGUCUGCCUUUAAUUAAACCACACAAGAGGAGACACACCGAAGUGCUGAAAGUAUAUUCUGUAUGAAUUUAUCAAAAUUACAAAAUGGAAAAAAAGAAAUGUGUGAAAUACACAUUUUAACUCCAAAAUUUCUGUUCAUUAUGCCCCUGUAUAGACUGUAUAAACAAACUGAUAAAUCCUAUGACAGAUGAGCAGGAGCUGCUUCUGCUGUGGAAACAACCACACAAUAAUUCCAGACAGUAUAUCAGCAACCAGUUUAAGACCAGGUGCACAAGUGAUGGAACCAAACCACUGCUUUAAUAGUCCUUAAUGGCAAAGAAAGUGUGAUCUUUAAUAACUAACAGAAAUAUUAGUGCCAAAAGUUUUUUUAAUUAAGGUUUUCCGUAUAUUUAAAACACUAACUGAAAUUUGUGUCUUUCUUUUUUCUAUUUUUUCUUUACUUGGAAACCAGAUCUUCCUGUGAGGUGCUUCUUAUCAAUGAGAGGCAGUGCUCUACUCAUAACUGUAUUAUCUGCCGUUCAGUAAUCCUCAUAUCAAUGUCUCCUGUUAGUCUUGGGUUUAUAGUAUUAUAUCUAUGGUCAAAUCUGUUGCAUUUAAUUUCCUUCCUGGAACUUAUUGUAUAAUAUAUGUUGUAUUGGAGAAGUGAAUAUCUGUAAAUUGGGCAAGUCUAAAGAAAAAGGACGAUAGUUAAUAAAAGAUUUGUAUGGACAUUCAUUGAAUUCAUUGAAAAAUUGCGGUACUGUAAUAUUAUUCUUUGUGAUUAUAUAUGUGUUUUCUUGUUUGCCUUAACUGUAUUAUUGUUUAAUUGUUGUCUUUUUUUCUUUUCUUUUUUUACAUUGUAUUGGGUGUCUAUUAUUUUGUAUAUCAGUAGAAUAACUCUAAAGAUCACAUCCUCAAGGUUAAUUAAGUGCCUCUAUAACAAUACAUACUUUAUAUUCAAGAGACAUCAUUCUUGUUUCAUUGGCCUAUUUCUGUUACAGUUUUGAAAAGUAUAACCAUAUAAGAAAUCUGUGUAAUGCAGCAAUGAUGCCCUCUGUUGAUGAAAUAACAGAGUCUGAAACCAAAUGCCAGGACUUCAGUAAGUUUGAAAUAUUUCUUGGGUAAAUGAACUGAAGUCUACCUGGCUUAGCGUGUAUUGCUAAAUUGGUUUUUGAAUUGUAAUUGUAAUUGUGUGUGCUUGGAGGUGUCCAGAUGCAGACCAUUUUUAAAGGCACUGUAAAAACUAGUGCUAAGUGGAGUUGACUGCAUCUGCAGAGCUCUGCUAUGCCUUGACUGUCGAGUCAUACCUACUCACAGACUGAAAUUUUUUGUUGCCAUUGUUAAAGCGCAGCUGUUAUUAUUAUUAUUAUUAUUAUUAUUAUUAUUAUUAUUAUUAUUAUUAUUAUUAUUAUUAUUAUUAUUAUUAUUAUUAUUAUUAUGUCAUAUAGCUGUAGAGCCUUCUUCAUUGUAUUUUCUUUGAUGUGGGAAGGCAUGACCAUAAAAUUGUUGGAAAUUUUCCCAGGGCAGGGAAGGAUAGAUAUUACAUUUGCUCAGAUGUAAGCAAAGUCUAAAAGACUUAACUACAGAUGUUCUAUUGAAAUGUAAUUUUGCAGAAGCCAAAAAACUCCUGUAUGUGUUUUUUAUCUUGUCAUGUAUACAGGAGCAGACAGACUGAGACAAAAAGAGAGAAAGCUUGAGACCAUGUUCAUUAAUUAAGGAUUGCUCAUUUCCUCAAUAUAUAUUAUCCUUAUCUGGGUUGUUUUAUUUUAGAUGUCUCUUUGUUUCAUUUUAUGAUAUAUUAAUGAAUAAUUUGUGGUACGAGUGGCACAACAGAAAAGCAUUCUCUGUCAAUUAUAACAACAUUAGCCAUCUGUGAGCACGUGUAUGAGCAAGAGGCUAAUUACCACUUUUCUCUAUGUGCCCUGUGCUGCAGCGUUAGCAACCAUUUUGAAAAGAUGUGUUUUGCUGGCUUUGCUUGUCUUAGAGGAAGUAGGUGUUAGCCUUAUCUGUCAUGUGGGGAAAAAACUAAAAUUUUAUGAGUGAAUUGACGAUUGCAGGAGUGGGUGGGAUUGGCUUUAGUGGGAUUUCAAAAACCUAUUUGGUAAAACUCUUUACGCUCUAUCCUGUGUUAAUUAUGUAAGUUCAACUGAUGCAAGAAUGUCCUUCACAAAUGGAACUGAGAACAAGUAUUUCAAAUAAUUUGCCUGUGUUUCAGACAGUAGAAGACUCUGGCUUGAAGAAGUAGCCUCUAGAGGGAGACACAGAACUAUGAGUAAUUUUUUUUAAAACAAAUGUAUAGUAUAUACUUUAUUACAGAAAAUCCUGCUAUCUUUUCAAGCUGCUUUCAAUUUGCUGGCAUUUCAUUUAAUAUUAUGAUACACAGAUAAUAUAGCCAAUAUUAAAAAUCUAAACGGCAACUUUCUGCUGAAAUUAGGUGAAAAUGCUCUUCUUUUCUAGACCAAAGUUUUGUUAAAAUAAACUUAGACCAUGGUUUUGUCUGAUUAUAGCCCACACAUUUUAAUUAAGUGCUUUCAAAGGCUAAUAAACAGACUGCAAUUAUCUGUUGCAGUCUAAAUAUCUGUGUUGGAAACAGAAAUACCUUGAAAGUUUAGAUAGUUUGGGAUACUAGAAGACUAUAUUAGGAACCUUGUGAUUUAUUCUUACUAAGGAAAAGGAAAUUUAUUGUAACAUUAAUCAGUGUUGUGCCUUUUUCUCAGGCUGUGCCUCUCUGAGAAUGAAAUGAUGAGCUUAUCAACAUCAAACUCCAUGCUAUGUCAGACAUUUAAAAGAAGAUUUAUUUGACUCUCUCCAAGACAGGAUUUAGUCAAGUCAAUAUUUCAUUCCAUAAUAACUCAAACUCUAAGUGAACGCUCUUCAUACACUACACAUUAUCUCUGGAGAUCCAGAGUCCAGACAGAUAAUGAUGUAGACUGGGUUUUCUCUGUUCUCUCAGCUGACUUUAGCCAGAAAGCUGACAACUGUGCAUUACCUCAUUAAACACUCAUACUGUAGCUAUCAAGUGGAAUUAUUCACAUUCCUGGGGUUUUGACAUGAGUACUAUUAAUUACCCUGAGUCUUAGUCUUCAGAAAGCAGAAUGAAUGUGGCAUUUGAAGAGUUGUGCUCAUGGUUAACUAUCAGUCAGCAGGCAUAGUUUUUCUCUGAAUUCUUGUGGAGGAGGAGAGAAGGCCUUGUGUUCUCCCUCUUUGAAAUACCAAAGCAGUCUGUAACUGGAGCUCAGCCAGGGUCUGCAUUUGUGUGUGGAUGUAUCUGUGUGUGCGUCUUUUAGAAAAGUGUGAGCUUUGGUCUGAUGUAGGAGCAGCUUAUGAUAUUUCUGUAAAAACCCAUCCAACUGGCCAGCAAUCUCUGAAGAGUGCCAAGAAGGCAGGGGUAAGCCAGUGCUGAAGCCACACAUUAAUUGGGUUACCUCCCCACAGCUAUGCCUAUCAGUGAAGAAUUAAUCAAAGCUUGGCCUUUUUCUGUUUAAUGGUCCAUUCAUGACAGCUCUUCCCGUAGUAAAUUGUGAAAUAGUGAGUGAAAUAGGACCCUGUUUUACACACAUAUGUUUUAUUUAUGUCUCAGUGAUUAUGUAUUGACAUCACUGAAAUGAUAGCUUUAGCCUGGUUGUAACGCUGUAUGGAAGUGUAUUAUGUUUGAUUCUACAGGAGUCUAGGUUUUUGUUUUUUUUUGAUCGACUUGAAAAGGCUCCAAAGAGCCUGAGGAAAAAAGAUAUGCUUAUAUAUUCCUAAAGCAUAAGUUGGCUUUGGUGUAAAUCAUCAAUCUGUAGAACAUUCCACUGAGUUGUUUCUUCUGUUCAUGUGGUAUCUCUAGAUACAGAAGCCAUGCUUUUAUGACAUAUUUUAUGAGUCCAUUGUGUUAAAGCUGGUGGAAUGUCGAAAGCAUUUCCAACCAACCUGAACCCAACACUGGGCACUCCCUGUAUUUCACUGGCAUAAAAAGAGUUUUUACCUUUUUGAACCUUUUUGUUCAUUAUAUAGAAGUAAUACUUUAGUACCUAUGGUACAGAUCACAAGACCAUACUAGUUAUUGAUUAUUCUCUAAAAAGACAAUGAUAAAAUAUCUUUAUUGUGAUAUAACAUUGAUUAUUAUAUGAGACUGUUCAUUGUGCAUUGCUAAAUUCUAAGACACUAAAUUUGCAUUUCCUUUUACAGUAGUAAUGCUCUAUGCUUGGUUAUGAACGCAGAUUUAAAUAAAAAAAAAAACAGGCAUGUAAGAUAGUAAGUCAUUUGUGGUUGUUUUACUAGAUGGCUGAAAGGAAUAAAACUUUACUUCCAUGUGUUACAUUGCAUACACAUUACAACUUCUUGCCUAGUGAUGGCAGUAAUGUCAAGGGGUGUCAAGGCACAGAAUUUCCAGAUGAUCUCAUCUGCAAGAUAUCUGUUCCAGCUUUAAAACUCUUACUCUCAGACAACUUUAAGCAGCAUUCUACUUUGAAUUAGUUAAUGUGUUUGUCCAUUUAUUGAAACUCUUGCAGCACAGAAACAAGAAUGGCGUAUAUUAUGUUCCCUUCUGACUAAAACGUUCUUGGACUGUAACAGCAUCUGAUAAGGUGUCUGAUUACAUAAAUCCUGAGAUUAUUUGGGCAGCCUUUGAACUUCUUACUAUUUACUUCCUACCUAGGGUAAUGUCCUCAUAAUUCCUCUGAACAAUCGAAAUCUCAUGUCAUUUACUUUUCAUCUUGUUAUAUACAUGACUUGAUUUAUAUUAUACAACAGUUGGUGUUCUAAUCUACUUAUUAAUAGAAGUGUUGUAUAAAUGUAAUGUCAGACUAACAAUCAAGCUUUUCAGAAUUUUUAGUAUAGCUGUGAUUAUCUAUGACUAAAUCACAGACAUGUUGAUAAUAACUACAACAGCACUCUGGCUCUUGUGACAUUGCUUAGUCAUAUUUAACCCGAAUAUAAACUUGUAUAUAUAGACCUGAAUAUAUUGAAUAUAGACCUGUAUCUGCUAUAGAGUAUUAAACACAAAUGUGUAUUGAAGAUUUUCCCAUUAAUUGAGAACCAUGUUUGUCAGAUCA
Molecule: messenger RNA, 7564 nt
Organism: Hemibagrus wyckioides
Lineage: Eukaryota; Metazoa; Chordata; Actinopteri; Siluriformes; Bagridae
Product: cGMP-dependent protein kinase 2
Exons: 19
Coding region: 214-2520 (768 amino acids)
Biological process (GO): protein phosphorylation
Molecular function (GO): ATP binding; cGMP-dependent protein kinase activity
Source: RefSeq, a predicted model, not a curated record